Molecule: messenger RNA, 1201 nt
Organism: Nymphaea colorata (pocket water lily)
Lineage: Eukaryota; Viridiplantae; Streptophyta; Magnoliopsida; Nymphaeales; Nymphaeaceae
Product: bidirectional sugar transporter SWEET1-like
Exons: 5
Coding region: 152-970 (272 amino acids)
Biological process (GO): carbohydrate transport
Cellular component (GO): membrane
Molecular function (GO): sugar transmembrane transporter activity
Source: RefSeq, a predicted model, not a curated record
ACUUCCUUUCACCUCUAGCUCUCAUUUUCUCCCUCCCUCUCUCUCUCUCUCUCUCUCUAAAACACCCAAUACCCUUUUCUUCUUCUUCUUCAAUACCUUCUUCUUCUUCUUCUUCUUCUUCUACUGAACAUAUUGAGAUAGAGGCCAAGGCAUGGAGAUCUUGCAUUUCGUGUUUGGGAUUUUCGGGAAUGCCGCUGCUCUCUUUCUUUUCUUGGCACCAGCGCUAACGUUCAAGAGGAUAGUGAAGAGCAGGUCGACGGAGGACUUUUCCGGCGUGCCUUACGUGGCGACGCUAUUGAACUGCCUGCUGUCGGCGUGGUACGGGCUGCCGUUCGUGUCGCCGCACAACCUGUUGGUGAGCACGAUCAACGGCGCGGGGACGGCGAUCGAAGCGGUGUACGUGGUGCUGUUCCUGGUCUUCGCGAUCAACGGCAGGACGAGGGCGAAGGUCGCGGGCCUGCUGGCGCUGAUACUCACCGUCUUCGCCGGGGUGGUGCUCGUCUCCCUGCUGGCGCUGCACGGCCAGCACCGGAAAAUCUUCUGCGGCUUCGCCGCCACCAUCUUCUCCAUCUGCAUGUACGCCUCCCCGCUCUCCAUCAUGAGGUUGGUGAUCAAGACCAAGAGUGUGGAGUACAUGCCUUUCUUCCUCUCUCUCUUUGUUUUCCUCUGCGGCACCUCCUGGUUCAUCUAUGGCCUCCUUGGUCGCGAUCCCUUCAUUGCUGUCCCUAAUGGGUUUGGGUGUGGGCUGGGAACUCUGCAACUCAUCUUGUAUGCCAUCUAUAGAGAUUGGGGUGGUAAAGACAAGAAAGACCAGAAGGUAGUGAGCAGCAGCAAGGCCAAAGGCAUGGACUCUUCUGCUGCUGAUGCAGAUGCCAUGGAGAUGGGAAGCAUCAAGCAUGAGGAAAACAGCACCAACAAGAAGGAGCCUUCUUCUCUCCUCAGCAAUGGUGGCAAGGCAACACGCACGUGACUUCCCCUUCUUGCAGCAGGCGCCGCAGCCGGAAGGUCACGUGACCUUGCUGGAUUCAUGGACUGCUAAGUAGGCUUCCAUGGGUGGCCUGUCUUUAGGAAUUUCUAAUUUUUUGGACGCUUUCUUGAAAUUUGAUUUUCUUUGGACGAUGAAUUUGUUGUGUCUAUGAGCCUUUAAGCUAAUUGGCUCUGGUUGAAAUUUGUCUUGGAAUCAAGGUCUUAUUUUGCUUUA